Camelina sativa (false flax) is the source of this 655-nucleotide messenger RNA. RefSeq lists its product as uncharacterized. Gene Ontology annotation, cellular component: peroxisome. Gene Ontology annotation, molecular function: RNA nuclease activity. Gene Ontology annotation, biological process: regulation of gene expression. NCBI's taxonomy places the organism in Eukaryota, Viridiplantae, Streptophyta, Magnoliopsida, Brassicales, Brassicaceae. The record is from RefSeq and is a predicted model, not a curated record.
CCGAGGAUCUCAUUUAUGACAUUUCCUAUACGAGUGGACCUCCACUUAACAUUAUGGUCAUAUCCGAUGCCAAAAUCUUCGCUUGUCUGCCUCGCUCUCUAAAAUUGAGAUUCAACCUACUGAGGCCAUUUCCAAUUAAAUCUCUUGAGUUAUUUUCUUGGUCAGACUCGGUGGAACUUGAGGAUUUUAAGUGCAGUGAUUCUCCCCGUUCGUUUUGCUCAGUAUGCGACAGGGAAUUUCGUCGCCAGAAUAUUUUCAUCAAGCAUUUGUCUAAACCAUUCCAUCAACAGAAGUUGUCGAAGCUGUUGCCUUUAAGUCAUGAACUUCAAAGCUUGAGUGCACCACUAGGUGAUCCUGUUAAGCAAAACCCGGAGGCUGUAACAUCGGUCUUUUGGGACAUAAAGACGUAUCCGGUUCCACGUGACUGUGAUCCUCGUCGGGUCGGUCCAUGUAUUAAACAGUUCUUGAAGAAAAAAGGCUACUCUGGUCCUCUCACCAUCACUGCCAUUGGCGUACUAACAGACGUCCCUAAUGACAUUCUGGAAGGAGUCUAUUCCAGUGGAGUCUCUCUUAAUAACAUUUGCAGCGGUUAGGAUCUUCUCAUCUUUGCGCCUUUCUCAUGAAUGGAUGUUUUAAUAACUUUAGUUUCUGAAAC